GUUCGUACGCAGUAGUGGAAACGAGCCUUUACGUUUACAAUGAGAUAAAGCAAUCUUUUCCGAAUUUUCAAUUUUUGAUGUGAUCAAAAUUAUCACUAGUAGACUUGAUGAAAUAUGGGAAGACCCUGCUUCUAUUCAAAAGAUGUUUGUAUCUAUUAAUAUACUUGAAGAAAUCUUUAGUGGCGGAACUUCGGGAGUUUAAUCUAAAAUAUUUCUUUCCUUACUAUGGUUACUUCAACUGUUCUGAAGUUGUCAGUGCUUGGUUGUUUUUUGUAUGCAUUCGGUAAUUAUCGUUAGUAUACUUGUUCGCACAUAUCUGGUAAUUAUCUUUAGUGUAUAUGAUUUGCUCGCACGUAUCUGGUAAUUUAGUAAUUGAUGUAUAUUUGGUACCUAAAUUUUCUGUUUUGCAUUUGAAUCCUUUUAUGAUCUUCUGUUGUAUUAAAUUUUGUUAUGAUACCCUUAAGACCCGCACUGCCUUUAUUGGUUGAACUUUAUUUUUGUUUACAUGCUCACCAGUUGGACAGCUUACAUGUUUCGUUCGCAAGAGAAGUGCUAUGUGUUCGCGGUAAUUUUAUGCUUAGAACUUUUGCCACUUUAGUGACUAUUCUUCAGCAUUUAGAAGCACUUCUGUUACUUCGCAGUAAAUUCUAUUUACUCGAUGGAAGUAAGCUGACACAGACCAGUUACUCCGGUGUUUGCACCAUUCGAAGAAGCAGUAAGCUGUAUUCAUGAUCGAAGUGUCUACACUUCCGACAUAAGACUAGCUAAUCGACAGUUUUCAAAAUCUGCGCUUAAGUAUUCAAGGCUCUUUUAUUAUUCGUGAUAUAAAACUACAUGAAUUUUGUGAAGAGAAUUAUUUGUUUUCAUUUCUGAUCAAACUAUCUGAUAAAUAACUUUUAUUUUUUAUUUCAUUGAUUUCAUUAAUUAUAAGUUUUAAAUAAAAGCUUUAUUAUUAUUAUUUUGCUUUUCUUUCCCUCGAUAUUUUUCCUUGGGGAUAAAGAUUUAACUCAUGCAAAACAUAUUUGUCUUUACUUCCCCCCCUCCUAACCUAAUGUUGUGAUUGAAUGUGAUUUUAUUGCUUUGAAGAAAUGAACCGAAAUCGCAGUGCUUGAUAAAAGCAUGUUAAUUUUGAUACAUAUUAAAAGCAUCCCUUUUUAUGUAUACCUAUGUGAGUAUGUGCUUUAAAUCAUUUCUUCAUGAUUCAUAUUUUUUUAAUCCACUAUUUGCAAUAUGAUUAUUGGAAACAUGGAAUCAUCAAGAGUUGAAGAAAUGACCAUUGACGAAGAAUGUAUUCGCACUUCCAACGACGAAGAUAAAAAAUUCGUGAGUCAGGCUGUUGCGUUUGUUAUCGGACAUGGCCGUAACGGUUUUGUACCGUUGUGUGCUAGUGUUGCUACAUUGCUAAAAGAGCAAGCAAGAUUGAAGCAAGAAAAUGAGUCCUUAUAUCAACAGUUAACACUAUUAAGAAGUAAACUGUUAGCAGAGCAGUCAGAUAUUUCCAUUGAAAACAGACUGGUUGAAUCUUCCUCCAAGAUCAGCACUCCAUCUUCUGUCGAAGAUAUUAUUAUUUCUGAAAAUGCAUCUUCAUAUGAUAUCAACAAAAUCAAGUAUUCUAUCAAAAAUGACCAAAAGACAACUUCUCUAAUCUUAAAAGGCUGUCUAUGUAUGAAUUGUUCUCAAGCACCUGGAGGUUCCAGAAUGUUUAAAACACCUUUAAAGAAAGGAGAUAAGGUUGUGAUUCAUGGUGAAUUAUGUGGAACAGUUCAAUAUGUUGGUCAUAUCGAUUCUGAAGGAUUUUCUGAAGUAUUUGUUGGCUUGUACUUAGAUGAGGCUGUGGGAGAUAGCAAUGGAAGUAUUGGAGAAAAAACAUAUUUUUCAGUUCCAGAAAGAUAUGGUUUAUUUGUGCCUUUGUCUUAUGUCUGUUGCCAGAUGAGCUGACAUUUAAUACUUCAUAUAAUAUUUCUGUGAUAAAGUAAAUAAUAAUGCUUGCAUUUUAUACUUGACAUUAUUAGCAUGUGAUAAUUAUUUUAUAUAUAUGCAUUUUUUUAUUCAUAUGACUUUGAUGUAUAAUAACAAACCUUAUUAUGCAUACUUGUGUAAAUAUUUUAUUCUGUAAAUAUGACAAAAUAUUACUUCACUAUGUGAAUAGAACAUGUAAGUAAAAAACUCAUAUUUGUAUAUAUUUUAGUAUAAUGGACCUGUGAUUGUAUUUUGAUAUUUUAAUUUGUAUGUUUUGUAAUGUUUAAUAAACUUUUUCUCUAACAUAAAAUGUGUAUAAACUGAUUAAAAUAUGUAUAUUAAAAGUAUAUAUACCAAGUGUAAUGUGCUAAUUAACAAAAUAAGGAAUAAAAAGCAAAUAAUUCUGUUUGUGUGAUUUUCUAACAUUAUAUUGCUGGUUUAAGGACAGAAUGGCUGUCUUGAGAGUAGAAAAUCAAUCAUUAAAAUUAACAGUUAACAAAGACAAUUAACUUGAAAACAGGCUCCAUUAAUGAUUUACUUCAAAUCUGAAUGAAAGAUAAGAUGAAUGUGUAUAAUUGUAACUUCAUUAGGAAAAAACAAGACGUCUGAUGACAUGUUCUCGUCAAAUGCAUUAUGUAACUGAAUGAUUAAAAUCUGAAUUUUAUAUCCA
This is a messenger RNA of Stegodyphus dumicola, 2629 nucleotides long. RefSeq lists its product as uncharacterized. The record is from RefSeq and is a predicted model, not a curated record. Lineage: Eukaryota; Metazoa; Arthropoda; Arachnida; Araneae; Eresidae.